Messenger RNA from Spinacia oleracea (spinach), 1762 nucleotides. RefSeq lists its product as uncharacterized. The transcript has 2 exons. The record is from RefSeq and is a predicted model, not a curated record. Gene Ontology annotation, biological process: regulation of transcription by RNA polymerase II. Gene Ontology annotation, cellular component: SAGA complex. The coding region runs from base 315 to 1427 and encodes 370 amino acids. Gene Ontology annotation, molecular function: transcription coactivator activity. NCBI's taxonomy places the organism in Eukaryota, Viridiplantae, Streptophyta, Magnoliopsida, Caryophyllales, Amaranthaceae.
ACUCUUUGCAGUUUCCCACCCCGUACUAUUGUUGUUCUAUUGCCCUAAAAAUUUCCCCCUUUUCCUUUCUCUCUCUUCCCGCUUAUCGCUAAAAGUCUGAUUCAGCAGCUCAUCCAAUUUCGCAAUUUUGCUGCUCUCUUUUUCAUCAAUUUCGCAUUCCGGUUUACUUAAUCAGUAUUCUGGGUUUAUUCGACAACACUGUUCUUGCUCGAUGGCUGAUUCAAUUACAAAUUUAGGGUUUAUUGUUAAUCACAGAAGCUGUUUCUAUUUGAAGUGCGAUAUAUAAUUUCUGUAUAUUCAGCGUUUUAAUUCUGAUGGUGGUAAGGAAUAUGGACAACAUCAAAAUGCCAGGUGAUCGGCAUUUUGAUAGGAUUGACAUACUAGAGAUCAAACUUCAGAUCAGUAGAAAGUUAGGAAAUCUAAGGGCAGAGAAGUACUUUGGUCUGCUUGACAGGUUUUUCGGUCUCAAACUCUGUAAAUCGGAGUUUGAUAAGCUCUGCAUUGUUGCUGUAGGAAGGGAGAAUAUUAGCCUACACAACCGUCUUAUUAAAUCCAUUCUUAAGAAUGCUUGUCUCUCCAAAUCACCUCCCCAGAAAAGAAGCAAAUUGGAGACUCCCAUUGCUGAAAAAGUCGCGAAUGGGUUCCAAAGAAGUUGCCUUCAAUCUCUAUGUAGAGAUGCUUUACCCCCAUCCCCACGCAGAGGGAGGAUUCCCGGUUUUCGUGAUCGUAAGAGCAAGGAUCGUCAAAGCCCAUUGGGCCCAAACGGGAAGUCCAAUACCGUUGAGGCGUGUAAGGAUUUGGGCCAUAAGACUCUCGAGCAGCAAAGUGCAACAGAGUUGCUAUCUUUAGGUAGCAGGCCUAUUGAAGUCAACUCUGUGGAAGAUGGAGAAGAGGUUGAUCAAGCUGCAAUUAGCCCGGGAAUUCACAGUAGGAGUCCUGUCACGCCACCUCUUGGAAUCCCGUGGAAUGGGAAAGGAAACCGGAAAGUUCUCAGCAGUUUAUUAUCAUCUUCUGGAAAUCUUGAAUCUUGUCAUGGAAAUGGUGAGCUACCCAACACGAGUUGUUUAAGGAAGCGAUUAGAACAAAAGUUGGAAAAGGAAGGGUUGGGAAUUUCACAGGAUUGUGUGAAUUUGUUGAACGAUGGAUUGGAUACUUACCUAAAGAGGUUGAUUAAGCCGUCUUUAGAAUUAGCUAAUUCAAGAAAUGGAAACAAACGUCAAAAAGUUGGUGGUGAAGAUGUUCAUGUUCAUGGUCUAAAUGGACUUUGGCCUGUAAGAUACUUACAAAGUCCACCUGUGUCUUCUUCUGUAACUAUUUUGGACUUCCGGACGGCUAUGGAGUUGAAUCCGGAAGUACUUGGGGAAGAUUGGCCAACGCAGCUCGAGAAGGUUUGUUUACGAGAGUUUGAAAGUGAGUAUAGUGAUUAGUGUGGAGAAGAAGAACAUGGUGUUGGGUAAAAUAUGUUUUUGAUAGGAAUGAGGUGGCUGCUUUGUUGAUAGAAUAACCUCUAACAUUAAUUCAAACCUCAGUAGAUUUAUGAUUUAUCAGCAGUAAACCAGUGUUUAACCGUUGGGAUUUUUGGGUUAAGUUGAUUCCAUUGUAUAUAACAUCAUUAUAAUAGUAUGUAGCAGAUUAUUUUUGUUGGGGACUUGGGGGGUGAUAGAGAUAUAAAUAGAGAAGCCAUUGUAAGAUUUUUGUUACAAGAAUACUAUUUGGUAUUUUCUGAAUAAUACAAGUGUUUGGUUCUUCCCACUGUUUUCAA